AUGAAUGAAUCCAGGUGGACUGAAUGGAGGAUCCUGAACAUGAGCAGUGGCAUUUUGAAUGUGUCCGAACGUCACUCUUGCCCACUUGGAUUUGGCCACUACAGUGCGGUGGAUGUCUGCAUCUUCGAGACAGUUGUUAUUGUCUUGCUGACAUUUCUAAUCAUUGCUGGGAAUUUAACGGUCAUCUUUGUCUUUCACUGUGCUCCACUCUUACACCAUUAUACGACCAGCUAUUUCAUUCAGACAAUGGCAUAUGCUGAUCUUUUCGUUGGAGUUAGCUGCUUGGUUCCUACUCUCUCACUUCUCCACUACUCCACAGGUAUCCACGAGUCACUGACUUGCCAGGUUUUUGGAUAUAUCAUCUCAGUUCUAAAAAGUGUUUCUAUGGCAUGUCUUGCUUGCAUAAGUGUGGACCGCUAUCUUGCAAUUACCAAGCCUCUUUCCUACAAUCAACUGGUCACCCCUUGUCGCCUGAGAAUUUGCAUUGUUUUAAUCUGGAUCUACUCUUGCCUAAUUUUCUUGCCUUCCUUUUUUGGCUGGGGGAAACCUGGUUACCACGGUGACAUUUUUGAAUGGUGUGCCACCUCUUGGCUCACCAGUGUCUAUUUUACUGGCUUUAUUGUUUGUUUACUUUAUGCUCCUGCUGCCUUUGUUGUCUGCUUCACUUACUUCCACAUUUUCACAAUUUGCCGGCAGCACACCAAAGAGAUAAAUGACCGGAGGGCCCGAUUCCCUAGCCAUGAAGUCGCUGCCUCUGGAGAGACUGGGCAUAGCCCUGACCGUCGCUACGCCAUGGUUUUGUUUCGGAUAACCAGUGUGUUUUACAUGCUCUGGCUCCCGUAUAUCAUAUACUUUCUUCUAGAAAGCUCCCGGGUCUUGGACAAUCCAACACUGUCCUUCCUAACAACCUGGCUUGCUAUAAGUAAUAGUUUUUGUAACUGUGUAAUAUACAGCCUCUCCAACAGUGUUUUCCGGCUAGGCCUCCGAAGACUGUCCGAGACAAUGUGCACGUCUUGUAUGUGUGUGAAGGAUCAGGAAGCACGAGACCCCCAACCUAGGAAACGGGCUAAUUCCUGCUCUAUUUGA
Messenger RNA from Mesoplodon densirostris (Blainville's beaked whale), 1086 nucleotides. RefSeq names its product G protein-coupled receptor 52 (gene GPR52). Lineage: Eukaryota; Metazoa; Chordata; Mammalia; Artiodactyla; Ziphiidae. Gene Ontology annotation, cellular component: membrane. The record is from RefSeq and is a predicted model, not a curated record. The transcript has a single exon. The coding region runs from base 1 to 1086 and encodes 361 amino acids. Gene Ontology annotation, biological process: G protein-coupled receptor signaling pathway. Gene Ontology annotation, molecular function: G protein-coupled receptor activity.